AUUAUACUUUCCAUUUUAAUUUGUUCGGUUUUUCAGAAGAAAAAUGGCUUCUGCUGACGUUGCCUGGGCUAUCAUUCGUAACAACUCUGCUUUCAUUCUGAAGAAGAGGAACUGCAACCAGGCCUUUUCUACUGAAGAAUGCAACCUGAGAAACGUCAACUCUCAGAGGUACAAUGGUUUAGUUAACACCAAGGCUGUUGGUGUUACCCCUGGACCCAACAACAAGGGAUUCGUCCUCACCACCAAGAAGGUCAAGGCCGCCAACAGACCCGGCAAGGCCUUGGUCAAGGUCACCAUGAAGGCCGGAUCCAGAAGAUCCCUUCACAAGAUGAAGAACACCCUUGUUAAGCAGAGGUACAGGAAGGAUCUUACCAAGGCUGCUAUGCUCAGAGCUGCUGCCAUCUGCAGGUCCCAGAAGCCCCUGCCCAAGAUGAAGGGACCCAAGGCUGUACCUGCCGCUAAGAAGGAAUAAUAUGUCCCAAACUUUCGGCGCAAAUAUAUUCUUGAAUUUCACAA
Molecule: messenger RNA, 516 nt
Organism: Eurytemora carolleeae
Lineage: Eukaryota; Metazoa; Arthropoda; Copepoda; Calanoida; Temoridae
Gene: RpL28
Product: 60S ribosomal protein L28
Exons: 5
Coding region: 44-472 (142 amino acids)
Biological process (GO): translation
Cellular component (GO): cytosolic large ribosomal subunit; ribosome
Molecular function (GO): structural constituent of ribosome
Source: RefSeq, a predicted model, not a curated record